This is a messenger RNA of Zychaea mexicana, 1221 nucleotides long. RefSeq lists its product as uncharacterized. The transcript has a single exon. Gene Ontology annotation, cellular component: cytoplasm; plasma membrane; cytosol. NCBI's taxonomy places the organism in Eukaryota, Fungi, Mucoromycota, Mucoromycetes, Mucorales, Lichtheimiaceae. The coding region runs from base 1 to 1221 and encodes 406 amino acids. Gene Ontology annotation, biological process: ubiquitin-dependent endocytosis. The record is from RefSeq and is a predicted model, not a curated record. Gene Ontology annotation, molecular function: protein-macromolecule adaptor activity; ubiquitin protein ligase binding.
AUGUCCAAUCCCAAACCCCUGGAUAUCGAACUACUCGAACCCGUUGUACAUCUUCAUGGUCGACGGGGCGAUGCUGUUAUUCGUGGCUCCAUAGGUGUCACUGUCUCUCGGCCUCAUACCCUCAAAUCCCUUGCAGUUCUAUUCGAAGGCGACGCUAAGCUAUUACAAAGCAACUACAAAGUUCAUCAACGACGCAUUGCCCAUCACCAGCUUAUUUUGUAUCCAACAACAACAACAACAUCAACAAGCCAGCAACGAUCAUUAUUGCUACAACCAGGCACCACUCGCUUUGCUUUUGAGAUGCAAUUGCCACCAGGACUUGCCGGUACUAUCCGCUGCGACCAAAUCAAUGUCGAUUAUAAUCUUGUAUCGUCAAUCCAAUACUCCCGUCGCUCGUCGAUUACCGUCAUGAAGCACCGAGUGGCCAAGCCAAUCCACUUGAUACGCCCGCCUUCGUCGUCAACGCUGAGUGUUUUGGUAAACGGCGAAAACGUCGAAUCAUCCGUGGAUUCUCAAAAGCAACAUACCAGGUGGUGCCAAUACCGUGUCACGAUCGAUCAACGGGCUGCUAUCAUGGGCCAGCUAUUACCAAUCACGUUGUCGAUCGCGCCGCAUCUUGACAGUCUAUGUCUCGAGCACGUUUAUACACAACUUGUCGAACAGCGCUGUGUGCGGGAGAAGGAGAGCGGUGAAUGGGAGACGCACAAAAGCACGCACAUGCUUUUACCGGUCCUCGAUGGCAAAUCGUGUAUGUUCACACCUGGAAAAUCAAUGGCUUUGCGAGAACCCUGGCAAGGCACAUUACUGUACCGCAUUUCGGCCGUGAUGCAAGACGACCUCGUCCGUACUUGCAAACGUGAAAGUCCGGAUUACUAUAUCAAUCACAGUAUCCUUGUGUCCUUUGUCGUCAGUUACCCGGUUCUGUGUCAGCCGAGGGAAACGCGAAGAUGCUCAAAGACUCUGGUGUUUCAGGCCGAUAUCGACUUGUUGGAUUCGCAGUGUUGUUCACCAAAAACCUCAUCUGACGAAACGUUCCAAGGUUACUGGCAGACUUUGCCGCCGUAUGAAGAAUACAGCUCGUCACCAGCAUCAACGUCGUCGUUAUUGUCGGUUCCUGAUACCAAUACAAGCCAUUUGUUGAUGAUGGGAACUCCUACAUCUACUGCCACUCCUCCGUCUGCCGUUCCUCCACCAGCAUACGACGAAAUUUGUGCUUUAUAG